AGACCAGACCUGUUCUAUCACCACUUUUUACAUUUAUAAUAUUAAAUAAAUAUUAAAAGAGAAAACAAGAGAAAAAACUAACAUUUUGUAACCAAUACCAUCUUUCAAGUCAAUGACCUCCAUGCUAGCUUCUUGCUUAGAUGUGUUUGGGGCAUCAAGAAACUAAUAAUCUUUGAGAGACCAAAAAUGAUGGGUGAGGAGGUGAUAGUAGUGGCAGUUGAUGCAAGUAAAGAGAUCACAGAUUAUGCUCUGGAAUGGGCUGUUCUCAAUGUGAUCAAAGCUAUGGAUUCUUUGGUUCUUCUUGCUGUUCUUCCAUCCCGCGAACGUCCUCCUCUGGCUGCCGGGAACCAGUCACAUCAGUCUCAGAUUUACCACUUCCUCUCUCGCCUGUUAAAGAAAAGAAGUGUUGGGCAUAAUGAGCAAGGUUCAACGCUUGAUCAGAAGACAGGCCCAGUUGAUGGUCAUGAUGUGCCCCAAAGAAUAAACAACGUGUGUCUACAGAUGAUGCAACAACUAUUUUUGGUGCACAAUGUUGAGGAGGUUAUUACAGAGGUUAAAGUUGUGGUUGAUGCACAAAUGGGGUCAGUUGCUAAGGCUGCUGAGGAACUUGGAGCAACAUGGGUCAUUCUUGAUAGGCGCUUGAAGAAGGAAGGUGACUGUUGCUUAAAAGAAUUGAUCAAUUGCAACAUCAUACUCAUAGACCAUGCCAUUCCAAAAAUCCUCAGAUCAGUUGAAUUCCCAACAAAGAAAAAGAUCAAUGUGGGUGACAGAACAAGUGAUCCAACAGUAGCUGACAUGCUAGGUGUGCUUCCUACUAACAAUCUCAGUAGCAAAAGCCGAACAACACGAACCAGUUCUAGCUCAGGCAGUCCACAUUCCAAACCUGACAAUUCAUUCUUCUCAACCCAAACAGACCAAGACCAGUUCUUCCACAAGACAAGCCCUUCUGUCACCAAAUUCAAGCCAAACAGUGCCUCUCCCCUAUCAAAUUCGCGGUUUUUUAGCCCUGAAAUGGAAACUGAAGCAAUGUAUAGGUACACUCCACCACAUGGUAAGUCACAACCAUUAUAUAAGAUGUCAAAAUCUGAUGUUGAAUCGCCUCAAAAGUCGACAUUCAGUGCUUCAAAAGAGGAGACCAAAACCUUCAGCAGUCAUUUGAAGACAAAAAGUGGUAAGAUUGAAACAGACAUGAACAGAGAUAGUAGUGUUGAAGUGAGAAAGACUGCAUCAAUUCCAGCUAGAAGAUCAACAGAUUCUCCGCGCUUGGGGCAAAAGGGGAGGCAUUUGAAUGAGUCAAGACAACGGAUUACAAGAAGAGAACUCGCGAGUAGUGGCAAAGAUGAAGUAGUGACAUAUCCCUCUUCUCCUACAUCCUGCAGCAUAAAAGAGAAGACUAAAAAUUUAAGCAGUCCUUUGAAGACAAAAAGUGGUAAAAUUGAAAGAGACAUGAGCAGAAAUAGUAGUGUUGAAGUGAGAAAGACAGCAUCAAUUCCAGCUAGAAGAUCAACAGAUUCUUCGCGCUUGUGGCAAGAGCCAAGGCAUUUGAAUGAGUCAAGACAACGGAUUAAAAUGAGAGGAGAACUCGUGAGUGGUAGCGAAGAUGAAGUCGUGACAUAUUCCUCUUCUCCAACAAUUGACCGGACCUCAAGCAUUAGAAAGGCCAUGUCUCUUUCCAUCAAACAACCACCAACCCCUCCACCACUUUGCUCUGUUUGCAAGCACAAUGCCCCCAUUUUCGGGAAGGCCCCAAGGAGGUUCAGCUACGAAGAGAUUGAGAAAGCAACGGAUGGGUUCUCGAGGAACAACUUCUUGGCAGAAGGUGGAUUUGGUCCGGUAUACAGAGGAGUGUUACAUGAUGGGCAGGUGGUUGCAGUGAAGCAACACAAAAUGGUGAGUGCGCAAGGAGCAUCAGAAUUUUGCUCCGAGGUUGAAGCACUGAGCUGUGCUCAGCAUAGGAAUUUGGUGAUGCUGGUUGGCUACUGCAUUGAAAUUCAGUGGCUCCUUGUCUAUGAGUUUGCUUGCAAUGGUUCCUUAGACAAGCACUUAUAUGGAAGGGAGACAAGUGAGGUGAUGGCUUGGCAUAAUAGGAUGAAGGUUGCAAUUGGAGCUGCAAGAGGUUUGAGAUAUCUUCAUGAAGAUUGCAGGGUUGGUUGUAUUGUGCACAGAGACUUCAGACCUACCAACAUCCUCCUAACCCAUGACUUUGAAUCCAUGGUGGGAGAUUUUGGUCUAGCAAGGUGGCAAGCAGAUGGCCAAUCAGCCGAGGAGACACGUGUCAUUGGUUCAUUCGGGUACUUGUCUCCUGAGUACACACAGACUGGUCUGAUUACUGAAAAAGCAGAUGUAUAUGCAUUUGGAAUUGUUCUGUUGGAGCUCAUAACUGGCAUCAAAGCAACUGAAUUUUCAAGAAAUGGGGGACAACAUUAUCAACCAGAAUGGAGCCGUCAAUUACUAGAGAAGAAGAAGCCUAAUGAGAUAAUUGACCCUCGAUUGGAGAAUAACUACGUAGAGGAUGAAGUGCAGUGCAUGAUUCAUGCUGCCAGUUUAUGUAUCUUGCCUCACCCUGAACAACGACCAAGGAUGUCCAAGGUCUUAAGAAUAUUGGAAGGAGAUUCACCUGCUAGUUACUUGGUUAAUCAUCAGAAUGGGCAAUCAACCACCUCAGUAUAUGAUCCAAAACAAGACCUGAAAGGUUGCAAAACAGAGGGUCCAUGGAAGAAAAAGCUAGAUAAAAGCUCUUCUUCAUAUAUGAUGCAAUCAAUUCAUCACACCAACAUCAGUCCAUCAAGAAAAGAUUCACAUAUAAAGAGUGAAAAGAAGAGCACAUUCAAGCAAACAAAAGCCUCCAAGGAGUACUAUAGAAUGGCAAGUGGUAGUGGUGGGGAUUUGUACCAACCUGAGAUGUUUGUAAAUGAGGAAUCUCAAGAAUAUUUACAAGGGACACUGUCUGAAUUUAUUCAGAAUCUGAUUAGUAAAUGAAGGAAGAGAGAGAGAGAGAGUCAUGUAAUUUUUGCAUGGUUUGGAAGAUUUUUAGCUUCUAACUGCAGAUUCAUAUUCAACAGGCAUAUUGACUUGUAACUGUACAUCAAAA
Messenger RNA from Cornus florida, 3091 nucleotides. RefSeq names its product inactive protein kinase SELMODRAFT_444075-like. The transcript is spliced from 11 exons. The record is from RefSeq and is a predicted model, not a curated record. Gene Ontology annotation, molecular function: protein kinase activity; ATP binding. The coding region runs from base 187 to 2979 and encodes 930 amino acids. Gene Ontology annotation, biological process: protein phosphorylation. NCBI's taxonomy places the organism in Eukaryota, Viridiplantae, Streptophyta, Magnoliopsida, Cornales, Cornaceae.